AUGGUCUACUUCAUACAUAACACCUACAUUCCAAUCCCGGGUGUAUUGGGAAAUGCCACAUCUGCGGCAGGCCCAUUCAUGAUCUUGGAACACGUUGAAAAUUUAAUUGGGGCUGGUGUAAAACCAGAAGAUGUCGCCGUCGUGACGCCAUACAAUGCACAGUUAGCUUUAUUGUCUAGCAUGUUGAAAGACAAGUAUCCUGGACUCGAACUAGGGAGCGUGGAUGGGUUUCAAGGACGGGAGAAGGAGGCUGUCAUCGUGAGUCUUGUGCGUAGCAACCCAGAGCAUGAAGUUGGGUUUCUUGCCGAGAAGAGGCGAUUAAAUGUCGCAAUGACCCGUCCCAAACGUCAUUUGUGCAUAUGUGGGGAUUCUGAAACAAUUCGUGGUGGCAACCAAUUCCUACGACGGUGGGAUGGAUUUCUUGGAGGAAAAUUCGGAUCUGCGAUAUCCCGACGCUGGCGAAUACAUGCAAUCUUAAAGACCGGACAUAGAUCUGAGGAACGCAUCUGUUAUAUUCCCUGA
Messenger RNA from Histoplasma mississippiense, 522 nucleotides. RefSeq lists its product as hypothetical. NCBI's taxonomy places the organism in Eukaryota, Fungi, Ascomycota, Eurotiomycetes, Onygenales, Ajellomycetaceae. Gene Ontology annotation, molecular function: 5'-3' DNA helicase activity. The coding region runs from base 1 to 522 and encodes 173 amino acids. The record is from RefSeq and is a predicted model, not a curated record. The transcript has 4 exons.